AUGGCACUGCGAGUCACCAGGAACAUGAAAAUUAAUUCUGAAAAUAAAGCAGAGGUCAACAUGGCAGGCGCCAAGCGGGUACCUGUGGCCCUUGCCAAGCCAUUGAAGCCUGGCUUGAGGCCAAGAGUCGCGCUUAGAGACAUUGGUAACAAAGUCAGUGAACAGCCACAGCCCAAAAUGGCUCUGAAAAAGGAAGCAAAAACUUCAGCUGCUGGAAAAUUUAUUGUAAAAAAAUUAUCAAAACCUCUGGAAAAGGCCUCAUUGCCUGAGCCUGAACCUGAGCCACAGCCAGAGGAGAAACCUGAGGUUGUUAAAGAGGAAAAGCUGUCUCCUGAGCCUAUUUUGGUGGAUACUCCUUCUCCAAGCCCAAUGGAAACCUCUGGAUGUGCCCCUGCAGAAGAAGACCUGUGUCAGGCUUUCUCUGAUGUAAUUCUUGCAGUGAAUGAUGUGGAUGCCGGUGAUGGAGCUGAUCCAAACCUUUGUAGUGAAUAUGUGAAAGAUAUUUAUACUUACUUGAGGCAACUUGAGGAAGAGCAAGCAAUCAGACCAAAAUACCUCGUGGGUCAAGAAGUCACUGGCAACAUGAGAGCCAUCCUGAUUGACUGGCUGGUUCAGGUUCAGAUGAAAUUCCGGUUGCUUCAGGAAACCAUGUACAUGACUGUGUCCAUCAUUGAUCGAUUCAUGCAGAAUAAUUGUGUACCUAAGAAGAUGCUACAGCUUGUUGGUGUCACUGCCAUGUUUAUUGCAAGCAAAUAUGAAGAAAUGUACCCUCCAGAAAUAAAUGACUUUGCAUUUGUGACUGACCAUACUUACACAAAACACCAGAUCAGACAGAUGGAAAUGAAGAUUCUAAGAGCUCUAAACUUUAGUCUGGGCCGUCCUCUGCCUCUGCACUUCCUUCGCAGAGCAUCCAAGAUUGGAGAGGUUGAUGUUGAGCAACAUACUUUGGCCAAGUACCUGAUGGAACUAACUAUGCUGGACUAUGAUAUGGUGCACUUUCCUCCUUCUGAAAUUGCAGCAGGAGCUUUUUGCUUAGCUCUGAAAAUUCUUGAUAAUGGUGAAUGGACACCAACUCUACAACAUUACCUGUUAUACACUGAAGAAUCCCUUUUAACUGUUAUGCAGCACCUGGCCAAGAAUGUAGUCCUGGUAAAUCGGGGGCUUACAAAGCACAUGACAAUAAAGAACAAGUACGCAACACCUAAACAUGCUAAAAUUAGUACUCUAGCACUGCUGAAUUCUGCACUCGUUCAAGAUCUAGCCAAGGCUGUGGCAAAGGUGUAG
Elephantulus edwardii (Cape elephant shrew) is the source of this 1284-nucleotide messenger RNA. It is a transcript of the gene CCNB1, whose product is annotated as cyclin B1. Gene Ontology annotation, cellular component: cytoplasm; mitochondrial matrix; cyclin B1-CDK1 complex. Bases 1 to 1284 code for a protein of 427 amino acids. The record is from RefSeq and is a predicted model, not a curated record. Gene Ontology annotation, biological process: mitotic cell cycle phase transition; mitotic metaphase chromosome alignment; regulation of cyclin-dependent protein serine/threonine kinase activity. The transcript has 9 exons. Gene Ontology annotation, molecular function: cyclin-dependent protein serine/threonine kinase regulator activity. Lineage: Eukaryota; Metazoa; Chordata; Mammalia; Macroscelidea; Macroscelididae.